UGUGAGCGCGAGCGGCGGCGGCCGUUUGGGCGGCAGGUAAAGAAGAUAUUGUGCUGUUAUCCAGUUGUCAUAGUUGAUUGCAUUCUACUAAUCUUCAAGACUUGUAUUGGAGUUAGAGUGUAAGUUGUGACAAUGACAACUGAAGUUGGCUCAGAGACUGAAGUAAAGAAAGAUUCUGAGCAGCUGGGACCAGACAAAGCCAAGGACAACCCUGAAGAAGCAUCAGAGACUCCAGAAAAUCCAAAGUCCAGGGAAGCAGCCUCUGAAGAAGCUCAAGAUUCUUCCUCUGUCCCAGCACCAACUAGCCAAAGUAGUCCAAGUAGCCAGAAGAAGGAAAAAGCUUCACCUGAAAGCAAGGGUAUUUCUCGUUUCCUUCCCCCCUGGCUUAAGAAACAAAAAUCAUACACGUUGGCAGAGCCCAAAGAUGAGACCAAGAAAAGGGCCACAGGGGAAGAACAAGCAGUUGAAGAAAGUGAAUGCCAGACGCCAGAGGGGAUGGCUCAGCCAAAAAAGAGCUUAGAAGAAGCAGCAGCUGAAAAUCAGCAUAAUGCUAAAACAGACGACAAAGAAGAAAGCACUCUGUUACCUGCCAAAGAAGAUGGUAAAGAAAUGGACGUAGAGAAAGUUGCAGAGGAAAAAGAAGAAAAAGAAAAAAGGCAGACAAAAGAAGUGCAGACAGCUGAAAUUAAACCAGAAAACAUUCCUCAGAAGUCUCCCAAGAAAAUUAAAACUGUGCAGUGUAAGGUGAUGCUUUUGGAUGGCACGGAAUACAGCUGUGACCUAGAGAAAAGAGCAAAAGGCCAAGUGCUGUUUGACAAAGUGUGUGAACAUCUCAAUUUACUGGAAAAGGACUAUUUUGGGCUGUUGUUUUAUGAGAAUUCAGAACAGAAGAACUGGCUAGAUUCUUCGAAAGAAAUCAAGAGACAAAUUCGAAGUUUACCUUGGAUAUUCACCUUUAAUGUGAAGUUUUAUCCCCCUGAUCCUUCACAGUUGACUGAAGACAUCACUAGAUAUUUCUUGUGCCUACAGCUUCGUCAGGAUAUUGCUUCUGGUCGACUGCCAUGUUCUUUUGUGACUCACGCCCUCCUUGGUUCAUAUACCCUGCAGGCUGAGCUGGGUGAUCAUGACCCAGAGGAGCACCGCAGUGACUAUAUCAGUGAAUUCCAAUUUGCACCCAAUCAGACUCAAGAAAUGGAAGAGAAAGUAGCUGAGCUACACAAAACACACAGGGGCUUGACUCCAGCACAGGCGGAUUCCCAGUUCCUAGAAAACGCUAAGAGACUCUCCAUGUAUGGAGUGGAUUUACAUCAUGCCAAGGAUUCCGAAGGUGUGGAUAUCAUGCUGGGUGUAUGUGCUAAUGGACUGCUCAUUUACAAAGACAGACUCCGGAUCAACCGCUUUGCUUGGCCAAAAAUUCUGAAAAUUUCCUAUAAGCGAAGUAAUUUCUACAUCAAAGUCAGGCCGGCAGAACUGGAACAGUUUGAGAGCACUAUUGGGUUCAAACUGCCAAACCAUCGGGCUGCUAAAAGGUUAUGGAAGGUUUGUGUGGAGCACCAUACUUUCUUCAGACUUCUGUCACCAGAACAGCCUCCAAAAGCAAAGUUUCUAACCUUGGGUUCCAAGUUCCGCUACAGUGGACGUACGCAAGCACAGACACGACAGGCUAGCAACCUCAUAGACAGACCAGCUCCAUACUUUGAACGCACUUCAAGCAAACGUGUUUCCAGAAGCCUUGAUGGAGCUCCCAUGGGUAUCUCAGACCAAAGUCUGCUAAGAGACUUACCUGCUACUGAAGGGCAGGCUGCUGGAGAUAAAAUCAUUGACAUUGAAGCUGCUGGUCAGGCCAAGUUAAAAGAAGGUGGCAGAGAAGAAGAUGGAAGCCCAGUCAAAACUCCGCAAUUAGAAUUGACUCAGGAUGGAAAGAGCAAUUCCUUGAGAGUAGACGGGGAAAAUAUUUAUGUCAGACAUAGCAAUUUAAUGUUGGAGGACCUGGAUAAGACCCAGGACGACUUACUGAAACACCAGGCUAGCAUUAGUGAGCUCAAGCGCAAUUUCAUGGAAUCCACACCUGAACCACGCCCAAAUGAGUGGGAAAAGCGGCGUAUCACACCUCUGUCCCUACAGACACAAGGGAGUUCACAUGAGACUCUGGACAUAGUGGAGGAGAAGAAGCAGGCAGAGGUUGGGAUAGAAGAAACACUAGUCGUAGACGAAACCAACAAAGGGAAAAUGCAAGUUGCCACUGAUGCUGGGGAAACAUGUAAGGUGGAGCAUCUGUCAAAAAAGGACUCUUCAUCAUUGCCAUCAGAUAGUAGCAGCAGCAGCAGUAGUAGUGAGAGUGAGGAUGAAGAGGUGGGAGAAUACCAGCCACAUCAUAGGGCAAUUGAGGAAGUCAUCAGGGAAGAACAGGAAGAAGAGGAAGACAUGAAAAGGAAAGAACAUGAAGAAAAAAUGCAGCAUGUGGAAGCCACACCAGAAGGCAGUAAACUAAACGUACCAGUUGAGCACACACAAGUUACAGCUGAAGAUUUGGUUCAGGAAAAUGCAGUUACCAUAGCUACAGAAGAGAAGAAUUUGUCAGAGGAAAUUAAGCAAGAUUUAGGUGAAGAAAAAGAGGAAGAACAGCUCAAACUUAAUGGAGAUGUGUCUCAUGUUGACAUUGAUGUUGCACCACAAAUAAUUUGUUGUUCUGAGCCUCCAGUAGUGAAAACAGAGAUGGUAACCAUUUCAGAUGCCACACAGAGAACUGAAAUCUCCACUAAAGAAGUUCCAAUUGUUCAAACAGAAACUAAAACUAUCACAUAUGAAUCUCCACAGUUUGAUGGCAGUGCUGGUGGCACUGCUGGUGUGCUGCUGAGUGCACAGACAAUUACAUCAGAGUCAAUUUCUACUACCACAACUACACACAUCACAAAGAUGGUAAAAGGUGGGGUAUCAGAAACAAGAAUUGAGAAGCGCAUUGUCAUUACUGGAGAUGCAGAUAUUGACCAUGAUGAGGCUCUGGCACAGGCAAUCAAAGAAGCCAAAGAACAGCACCCUGACAUGUCCGUCACAAGAGUGGUGGUGCACAAAGAAACUGAACUUGCUGAGGAAGAUGAAGAGUAAAACAAAAAAUGCCCUCAAGCAAAUACUUCAGAAGUGAAAAUGAUACUGACCAUGAUCAUGACCAUGAAGAACUGUAAUCAUUCCAAGUCAUCACUACUCUACCGAAUUCACCAAGCCUGGCAAUGAUGACCAGAUGUUCAAGACUUAAAUGCCAAUACCAAACUCCAUUUUAACAUCUUUGGUCUAUAUUCCCUUACAGUCUUUCUUGUUUAUUUUUUAUAACCACUUUUUAACAAUCUUAGAUUUUUUUUUUUUAAAAUGAAGUUUUAGAGGGUAUGAUCUUCUUUUGCACAAAUGCUUGUAUUUUUGAAGCUAAUUCUUAAUUAUAUGAAAGUGAACAAAAAAGUCUGGAAAGCAUUGUUCACUGGAGCAGGUGGUAAUUGUGCAGGAAGGGGGAUCUUUACUAAUUUAGAUAUAGUUUUUUCCAAAUAUUUCAAGUGAAAUCUCUUAAUGGAGUAAUUUACAGAUUUUUUUUUUUCAGAUUAUUCAGGUAAAUAUAUGGUAUCACAUUACAAAGAUUUUUAUAAAAAUACAACAUUUCCUAAAAUUUGAAAAAAAUAUAUUUCUUUGGAUAAAUUUUAUACUGAUAUCUCUGUAACUCUUUCUGUUCUAAGGUACUCCUCUCUGUGGAGCAGAGAUGGUGUGGCAGUCUGUAGAGGAGAAGGAGUUGCAGACACAUUUCUUCUGACUGAGCACUGUGUUAUUUUUGCACUUUGGUGCCAAUGCUCAACUUUUUGCAGACGUUUUGCUGUCUGCAGCAUUCCAGAUAAGGAAAGAAGGAAGAACAAAAUAUCUUUAUCUUCUUCCAACAAGAGAUGAUCUAGGCAGCUUAAAACCUUAGUGCUUUUUUUCUUACUGUGUCCAAACUUCAACACUUCCAUUAUUUGAAUACAUGUGUAGAAUGCUCGCUUUCUAUUAAACCUCACUGUCUCCAUGUUAGAACUGACGUUUCUGUUAUUGAGAAGGUAUACAUUUCAGAUGCUUCGUCUAAUGGUUAAUGCAGGUUUUUAGGAUACUGAGUAAAAGUGUAUGAUGGACUCCAUUCAUAAAGUAAUAAGACAGUACCAUCGUUUGAGACUGCCAUUGAGAAAACCUGUUAAUUAUUUUGGUUUUUAUUUUUGUUUUGUUCUUGCGCGGGGGUUGGUUGGUUGAGGGUUUUUUUGCUGUCGACUCUGUGUAUAGCUAAAAUGCCAAAUUAGAUUUAUAGCAGCUUGAAGUUGUAUUAAGUGAUAUUUUGCUUUCUGUAAUUCUGUUAUAAAAUAAAGUUGUUUAUUCUCUGUA
Messenger RNA from Gymnogyps californianus (California condor), 4386 nucleotides. RefSeq names its product erythrocyte membrane protein band 4.1 like 2 (gene EPB41L2). Gene Ontology annotation, biological process: cortical actin cytoskeleton organization. The transcript has 21 exons. Bases 133 to 3105 code for a protein of 990 amino acids. Gene Ontology annotation, molecular function: actin binding; structural molecule activity. Gene Ontology annotation, cellular component: cytoskeleton; plasma membrane. The record is from RefSeq and is a predicted model, not a curated record. NCBI's taxonomy places the organism in Eukaryota, Metazoa, Chordata, Aves, Accipitriformes, Cathartidae.